Molecule: messenger RNA, 390 nt
Organism: Haemonchus placei
Lineage: Eukaryota; Metazoa; Nematoda; Chromadorea; Rhabditida; Trichostrongylidae
Source: the annotation of a GenBank genome assembly
AUCAAGCGAUCUUUUCUUCAUGGAGUCCAUAAAUUCGAAUCGCAAAACUGUGAUGCAUUGCUAACUUCGGAAGUGUUUUUGUUGCUUGAGCACAGACGACAGCAGAAUGAAGCAAAAGAUGAAAUUGAGGACAUGAGUGAGGUUUUCAUCAAAACUCUUAACUACGCUCGACGAUUAUCUCGUUUCAAAAAUCGGGAAACAAUCAAAGCAGUUCGUGCAAUAUUCUCACAGAAACCACUUCAUAAGUUUGAGGUGGCCCAGAUAGUUAAUUUGUGCCCUGAGACAGCAGAAGAGGCCAAGGCGCUAAUCCCUUCUCUUGAAAAUAAACUGGAAGACGAUGACCUUGACGAAAUCCUGAGGGAUCUCCACAGUAAGAAAACCUUCCAGUAA